AUGGCCCAUCAGCUUACUCCGGAACAACAAGCACUGUCUUUAGCCCGCAAAAAGAAAAAGGAGGCCGCUGCCGCCGCUGCCAGUCAAACACAUAGUUCUUCGCCUACCGAGUACCAAAAUUUGCUCAAUAAUCCGGCCGCACAGGUCCUCUCAAGAGAAUGGCUCUUCGGUCGUAAAGAACGGAACGAUUCUACCACUCUGGUGGCAACUUGGAAUAUCCUGGCUCAAGCUCUCGUCAGACGAGAGUUGUUCGUGGGAAGCGAUUGCCUUAAGACAACCCAGCGCCAUCCAAUGAUACUUGCUGAAAUCUUGUCGCAUGAGGCGGAUAUAUUUUGUCUACAAGAAGUAGACAGACAGGAUAAAUUACUACCCGUGUUUCAUAAGGCUGGGUAUAUCGAGACAUUCGGUUGUGGUCCUGGGAAGAAGCAUGGGUGUAUGAUCCUGCAUCGCGAAAUACGUUACGAAAAGAUUGCUGAACGGGUCGUGUUCUAUGAUCAGGAAUCUGUACGAGAAGGCCUGGCCGAUGGUGUCAAUACAUUUGGCCUAACUCACCGAACCAGAAAUAUCGGCCUUAUAGUAUCACUACAAGAUAAACUAGACAAACAUGCCCCGCCGAUCAUCGUUGCAACUACACAUCUAUUUUGGCAUGGAUUGUAUAAGUAUGAGCGUGCGAGGCAAGCGGGAAUCUUGAGGCGUGAGGCAAUGCGGUUCCGUGAUGAAUACGGGAACUCUAGGUCAUCUAUUGUAAUGGCAGGAGACUUCAAUUUCCAGCCUGACGAAGUUGGAUAUGCACUCCUCAGAAAAGCAGAGCUCACUCCAGAGCACUACUCCCAACUCGAAUCCUCUCGUGUGGUACAUGUAUCUCUUGAUCCUACCGUCCCUCGCACACCUCGUACAGGAACAGACGCCGAUGACGAUGAUGAGGCAGCUGGUUCUGGGGCCGCUCCGCGUCCCGACCUGAAAAAUGGUGAUGGAGAAAAUGAAGGAGAGUCGGAGCCAGUUGUGCCAAUCAAGAUCAAAGACUCUCGACCGGCUGUCGAGACCGACGGUCUACUUUCGAACGAAGAAAUGUUGAAGCUUUUUGGUAUUGGUGAGGAAGCGAGGAGUGCUUAUGACGAGAUACUCGGAGAAUCAGCCGAGCUCACGGGCGAGGGCGACAAUGUGUUAUCUGCUCGAGACUCAUCCAUGAAAGGCAGGAAGGGCGCAAACGAGCCAAUGUGGUCGUGCUUUACCCACUAUUGGCGUUCAACGCUGGAUUACAUUUUCAUUAUUGAUCCACCCGAAAAGGAGACCGCAGUGCAAGUCCUUGAUGUACUCAAAUCAGCAAGAACAGGGGUGUUGGGAGACGGGCUCCCUCGACUUCGUAUAAGCCCCAGCGACCAUCUCACGUUGGCAGCUUUAUUAGGAAGAAUCGUGGGGUUGUAG
Messenger RNA from Rhizoctonia solani, 1425 nucleotides. Its product is annotated as endonuclease/exonuclease/phosphatase family protein. The record is from RefSeq and is a predicted model, not a curated record. Gene Ontology annotation, molecular function: poly(A)-specific ribonuclease activity. Bases 1 to 1425 code for a protein of 474 amino acids. The transcript has 8 exons. Lineage: Eukaryota; Fungi; Basidiomycota; Agaricomycetes; Cantharellales; Ceratobasidiaceae.